GGCACCAAAUAAAUUAUGUGAUGCAACGCAAAAGAAAAAUAAGAAGAAUAUUGUUAUACCUAGCUUAUUGUUAUAGUGAUUUAUAUUCUCUGUAGGCACGUACCUAUCUGUGCUGCACAAUAUUCGAUGUAGCGUCCAGAGUUGGUGUCGAACACUCAACCACCAGGGUGAACCACUUGCACAACCAUACCCCACCACGGCCAAGGCGGCUUUCAAAACGAAACACAGACUCGCAGCUCGGCAUUAUUGUGAUAACCGUGCCAUUAAGUUCAUAAUUUCUCUUGCACUCAGCAGACUUAGUUACGACUAGUAAAUCGCUGUUUUGAGGUUAUUCCGUCCGGUUUUUUAAUUGUUGUUACUUUUUAGUUGUUUUCUCGAUAGACUUACAAUAUGAUGAAAUAUAUAAGAAAAAUAUUACUCUUACUGGCCAUAACUUACUCCGUGUUCGCAGCCCCGAAGAAUGGAGAUUACACUGCACACCGUAUGACAUAUGAAGAUAUACGCGACCGCAAUCACAGUGAGUACAUCAGUACAAACAGCAUAAUAUGUAUAUUGUGUAUAAUAUGUAUAAUGUAAUGAGGUAUUUUUCUUUUGUGUUUCAGUUCAGGAUAGUCUAAAUGGCCUAUUAUGUCCUCCAGUCGGACUAAUAGAUAAAUAUGAGGUCAUGACAAUACAAACAACGAUGACGAUGAAUGGAUGCGCUUAUAUGGAAAAAGCUGUGCUACCAAGCCUAGUCCCAUUAUUUCACCUGUGGAUAGAACGUCCCGAGAAAACUAUGGUACAUGGGCAUUGCAAUGACCUGGAGAAUAUGGACCACUUAAUUUUUGAGUGCUUAUCGAAAGAAAAUCCGACCAAUAGGAUAGAUGUUGAGAAAGGCUGGAAAUAUAUUUCAUUACUUGAACAUAUAGCCGAAGAAAAAUCUCCAACCUCAAUGAAAAAUGAAACCAAAAGUGUGAGAAAAUCUUUCAGAUGUGCUAUGUACGAUGUGACUGACUACGAUCUAGAUGGAGUCAGAAUCAUACGAAUAGCUAUUGCAAAAGCAAGAGAUGAAAUAUCAAAUGUACAACAAUGUGAAGGCCUAGGAAAUCUACUGGGAGAAAGUGCUCUUCCAUUCGUUUCCGAGGGCGAACGGGAAUGGCCCGAUGGGUCAUUAUAUUUAUAUAUGAUUGGAAAGAAACCAUACAUGUCGACAUAACAAUCAAAUAAGAUCUAAUGAGAAGAAUGCAGUAUCCAGUCUUCCAACUACAACUGCUACUACCAUCAGUCAUUAUGUACGAUAAAAAAUAUUUUGUAAAUAACAAUUAUUGAUCAUUAUUUUAGGUUUACUUAUAAGGUUUUUUUUUUAUAAUCAAUGACAUUAUUUAAUAUUACAGUUUUUACUUAAAAAUGUUAUUUUAUUCAUUACCUAUUUUUGUCAGUGGAUACCUAUGAUGUCUUUCAUAUUAUAUCCAUAAAAUAAUUUGUAUUAAAUAUAAUAAUAAAAUAAUUAUAAUUACUAAGAAUACUGUGUUGUAACCAGUGUAGAUACUAUAUAUCUUAU
Molecule: messenger RNA, 1540 nt
Organism: Acyrthosiphon pisum (pea aphid)
Lineage: Eukaryota; Metazoa; Arthropoda; Insecta; Hemiptera; Aphididae
Exons: 4
Coding region: 665-1195 (176 amino acids)
Source: RefSeq, a predicted model, not a curated record